Messenger RNA from Ipomoea triloba (trilobed morning glory), 4215 nucleotides. RefSeq names its product MDIS1-interacting receptor like kinase 2-like. The record is from RefSeq and is a predicted model, not a curated record. Gene Ontology annotation, biological process: protein phosphorylation. Gene Ontology annotation, molecular function: protein kinase activity; ATP binding. Bases 318 to 1337 code for a protein of 339 amino acids. Lineage: Eukaryota; Viridiplantae; Streptophyta; Magnoliopsida; Solanales; Convolvulaceae. The transcript is spliced from 13 exons.
GUGUGUCAUCAAUCCUUUCACAAUGCCAAAUCCCAAAAAUAUAACACUCCUCCUCCUAUUUAUUAUAAACCUUUUUGCCUUUCAUCCAAUUUCUGCUUCCCAUUUCAACACUACAAACACCCAUUCAUUAUUGCUUGCAAAGAAUUUGCGAGAAGCAAAUGAAUUGGAAGUGGCUUCUUUGUUGACAUGGAAGUCCAGCCUUGACCUCACAAGUCAAAAACUAUUGUCAUCAUGGGUUGUUGGUGGCAGCCACUGCAAUUGGACUGGAAUUAACUGCAACGUUGAUGGAAGCAUUACAUCCUUGAACCUUACUGGCUAUGGUUUACGAGAAGAGAAAUACAGUGGAGGAGGAAAGAGAUUUUACUAAAGAUUUGUUCACAAUAUGGAGCUUUGAUGGAAAGAUGACAUAUGAAAGCAUAAUUGAAGCAACAGGGAACUUCGACUCUAGUUAUUGCAUUGGUGUAGGAGGGCAUGGAAGUGUGUUUAGGGCUGAGCUUCCUAGUGGUCAGAUAUUUGCUGUGAAGAAGUUUCAUACAUUAGGCAUGCAAGAUGAUGAAAGCUGGCAUGAUCUCAGAAGUUUUUCAAAUGAGAUAAGCACAUUAACAAAUUUGAGGCAUCGAAAUAUUGUGAAGCUCUAUGGCUUUUGUGCUCACAAUAGACAUUCAUUCUUGAUUUAUGAGUAUUUACAAGGAGGAAGCCUAGCACAAGUUUUGAGUGAUGAUGAGAAAGCGUUGCUAUUGGGAUGGUUGGAAAGGAUUAAUGUGGUCAAAGUUGUGGCUAAAGCUUUAUCAUACAUGCACCAUGAUUGUUUACCUCCUAUUGUUCAUCGGGACAUAUCAAGCAAGAAUGUUCUGUUCGAUUCUGAGCAUGAAGCUCAUGUAUCCGAUUUCGGGACAGCAAGAUUUUUGAGCAUUGAUUCAUCAAAUUGGACUUCAAUUGCUGGAACCAUGGGAUAUACAGCUCCAGAGUUUGCUUACACUGCAGAGGUAAACUGCAAAUGUGAUGUGUAUAGCUUUGGAGUGGUAACACUUGAAGUGAUUAUGGGGAAGCAUCCUGGAGACCUCAUUACAUGCCUUUCUACAUCCUCAUUUUCAGCAAUUGAUGGCAUGAUUUUUAAGGAUCUGUUAGAUCCUCGACUACCUUCUCCAAAAAGAAAUGUCACACAACAACUCGUGUUGGUUGCAAAGAUAGCAGUAUCUUGUAUGAAUUCCAAUCCACAAUAUCGACCAACUAUGCAACAAGUUUCUAUGUUGCUAUCCAAGGAAAGGGAUUUUCCCAAUUUUUCCCCUGAUAUCACCUUAAGUCAGUUGUUUGGUCUUGAAUUUCCAAAUCCAUAAAUUUUUACACUAUUCAAGUUCGGAACAAUGUAUUUGUGGUUUUAACAUGAGGAUGCAUAAGGAAGUAGGCAAUCUUGGAACCAGUACGUAGAUCGAUCAGAAACAAAUAGUAACAAACUGCCAGUCAAACAAGAUUGACAAUGGAUAUCUCUAAGAUGGAUGCAGGAGAUGCAUCAUUCACUGCACUGCUGUUUUCAAGUUUCUCUGUCGCUUCUAUAUCCAAGGAAAGAGAUCAAAAUAAUGCAGGCAGUUGAAUUGCUUCAUCUGAAAUUUCCUACUAUACUCCAUGAAUUUUACACCAUUGAAAGUGAUGAAUUAGUCAAAGUUUAUAUAAAUCAUGGGAAAAAAAAUCUGCCUGCAAAUCCGUAUAUGGAUCAGUAGGGAUCGCAAAUUAAUGCGAGAAGAUAUAUUGUUUCUCUGGUUGCUUCUGUGUCUUUCAAGCUUCAACAUGUUAAUUAGCACAGAUCCUCUUGACACACCUGAUAUGUCGAGCUCAAGGAAGAUACCACCAUGUGUGACCCUUCCCUCCUUCAUAGGGACUGAUAUGAGCAGUGCUAACUACUCCUUCGACUCCUACUCCACUCUGGCAGGCGUGCAUCUUGGGUUAGCCAUGUCCAAACUAUGGGUCUACUGAUUAUAAUCCUUCUCUGGCUGCUACUCUUGGUCCAAACCUGAAUCUUGCAGCUGUUGGGUUAGCUCCAGGGUCUUCUGGUGGACUUGAGGGUCCUGACUGCGUCUUUGUGGGAGGUCUUCCCUAUUAUUUCACUGAAAAUCAGAUUCGGGAGCUGCUUGAGUCUUUUGGGCCACUUAGAGGGUUUAAUCUUGUUAAAGAUGGGGAAACCGGAAAUUCAAAAGGCUAUGCCUUCUGUGUUUAUCAGGAUGUUUCAGUUACUGAUAUUGCUUGUGCAGCUCUUAAUGGGAUUAAGAUGGGUGAUAAAACUCUUACUGUUAGACGUGCUAGCCAGGGUGCAUUACAACAGCAAAUAGCAUUUCAGAGGCUCAUGUUUCAACCUGGUGGAUUACCCACAUCGUUAUUGCAUUGGUGUAGGAGGGCAUGGAAGCGUGUUUAGGACUUGAGUUACCUAGUGGUCAGAUUGUUGCCGUAAAGAAGUUUCAUAUGUUAGGCCUACAAGAUGAUGAAAGCUGGCAUGAUCUCAGAAGUUUUUCAAAUGAGAUAAGCACAUUAACAAAUUUGAGGCAUCGAAAUAUUGUGAAACUCUAUGGCUUUUGUGCUCACAAUAGACAUUCAUUCUUGACUUAUGAGUAUUUACAAGGGGGGAGUCUAGCACAAAUUUUGAGUGAUGAUGAGAAAGCACUCCAGUUGGGAUGGUUGGAAAGGAUAAAUGUGGUCAAAGCUCUGGCUAAAGCUUUAUCGUACAUGCACCAUGAUUGUUUACCUCCUGUUAUUCAUCGAGACAUAUCAAGCAACAAUAUUCUGUUCGAUUCUGAGCAUGAAGUUCAUGUAUCAAAUUUUGGGACAGUAAGAUUUUUGAGCCCUGAUUCAUGAAAUUGGACUUCAAUUGCUGGAACCAUGGGAUACACAGCUCCAGAGUUAGCUUACACUGCGGAGGUAAACUGCAAAUGUGAUGUAUAUAGCUUCGGAGUAGUAACACUAGAAGUGAUUAUGGGGAAACAUCCUAGUGACCUUGUUACAUGCAUUUCUUCAUCCUCUCUCUCAGCAACCAAUGGAAUUCUUUUGAAGUAUAUGUUGGACCGUCAACUCUCCACUCCACAAAGACACGAAGCAAAACAACUUGUGUUGGUUGCAGAGAUAGCAGUCUCUUGUAUGAAUUCCAAUCCUCAAUGUCGCCCAACUAUGCAACAAGUUUCUGUGAUGUUAUCCAAGGAAAGAGAUUUCCCGAAUUUUUUUCCUGAGAUCACUUUAAGCGAGUUGUUUGGUCUUGAAUUUCGGAAUUCAUAAAUUUUUACAUAUUCAAGGUUGAGAGCUCAAAGAUUGGCUGAUAUGGCACAAGAAAUUGUGAAAAUAAAUAGUCCUUUACGGUAGUGGCAAGUGGUCAGUAAGUACUCUUCUAAUGAAUUGUUAGGGCAAUUGGGCAAAUGAUGAUUUGUAUUUGGUGGAAAACAAAAACUACUGUGUUCGGGAUCAGGUUUUGGAUUGAAGUCUUCAUUUCUACUCUUCUUAAAUUUACCAACACACACACGCAUUUAAAGAUUCGUGUACUGCUAUCUUAACUUGUUGGUUUGUAUUGAAGGUAUAAGAUGGAGUCGUGCUAGCUUCCAGAUAAAGCUUUUCUUUACUCGACAGUGAUUGAAGAUGCUGACUAUGAAGGACAAGAAUGAAUUUUGGAACAAGGAAGUAGGCAAUGUGCAGUGGAACCUCUUGUUGUGAACAAAUUGUUAUGAAAUGCAAUGAAUCAAGACAGUGUACAGCUAACUGUAAGAUGGGUGGUGCAAGAGAUGCAUCCUUCACUGCUCCUUUGAAGCUUGUUGCGGAUACAUCCAUGCCUGCCUGCCUGCCUGUUACCACAUUGGAAACAAACGGCUCUCUACUUGGAAGACGUUCUAACCAUUUGCCGAGGGGAGGCCAUAGUAGGGGGCAUCACUGUUUCACAUAGCAACAAGAAUCAUCCUCACUUGGAUUUAAUUACUGCUAAACUACAUACUAGUUAAAUGGCGGUUGUCAUUGCAUUGUGUCCACAACUCAAUAUUACAGAAUGUGGUGACAGUAUGUGAUGCGAUGGCUUGAUAUUAAGACAAGUUGAUUGGUUGAUAGAUCUUAAGGAUUACAUGGUAUUUUUUUUUUUUUUGAAAACACAUGGUAUAUAUUUGUUGGUGCAACAACAAUUCUUUUCCUCUCUAUACAAUGUUGAACGAACAACUGUCUCUGGUCUCUUAACAAUGAUCAAGGAUUACAUGA